AUGACUGAGGCGCCCGCCAUGUCCUCCGUGACCCCGCGCUACCUGACCGGAGACAAAGCCGGCCUGCGCGAGUUUUUGGACAAAUUUGAUGUCUUUCUGUUCGAUUGCGACGGCGUACUCUGGUCUGGAGAUCAUGUCUUUCCAGGAACAGUUGAUACAUUGGAAUUGCUGCGAAAGAAUGGGAAACAAGUCGUCUUUGUCACGAAUAACAGCACCAAAUCGCGCGCCGAUUAUUUGAAGAAACUGGAGAGUCUCGGGAUUCCCAGCAAUGUGGAAGAAAUCUUCUCGUCGUCAUAUAGCUCAUCAAUCUACAUCUCGCGGAUCCUCCAACUACCGGAGAACAAGCGCAAGGUCUACGUGAUUGGAGAAUCCGGUAUCGAGCAAGAGUUGCGCUCUGAAAAUGUCCCCUUCAUCGGCGGGACGGACGCGGCUUAUCGCCGCGACAUCCAGCCUGAAGACUACAAGCGCAUCGCCGCAGGGGACACUUCCCUUCUUGACCCCGAAGUGGGAGUUGUUCUGGUUGGGCUCGACUUCCAUCUGAACUACUUCAAGCUCGCUCUUGCGUAUCACUACGUGAAACGGGGUGCCGUCUUCCUCGCCACCAAUGUCGAUUCGACCCUUCCCAACUCCGGCACGCUCUUUCCGGGAGCUGGGUCGAUGAGCGCUCCGCUGAUCAUGAUGCUGGGGAGGGAUCCCGUGGCCCUGGGGAAACCCAGUCAGGCCAUGAUGGACGCGAUCGAGGGUAAAUUCAAGUUUGACCGCAGCCGGGCAUGCAUGGUGGGUGAUCGAGUCAACACGGAUAUUCGAUUCGGUAUUGAGGGAAAAUUGGGCGGAACCUUGGGUGUCUUGACGGGCGUGAGUUCAAAAGAAGAAUUUGUCUCGGGAUCCAUUCGACCGCUGGCCUAUUUGGAUAAGCUGUCGGACUUGCUCGGCGUGGAGCAGUGA
Molecule: messenger RNA, 945 nt
Organism: Penicillium oxalicum
Lineage: Eukaryota; Fungi; Ascomycota; Eurotiomycetes; Eurotiales; Aspergillaceae
Exons: 5
Coding region: 1-945 (314 amino acids)
Molecular function (GO): alkaline phosphatase activity; phosphoglycolate phosphatase activity
Source: RefSeq, a predicted model, not a curated record